This is a messenger RNA of Nicotiana tabacum (common tobacco), 2097 nucleotides long. NCBI's taxonomy places the organism in Eukaryota, Viridiplantae, Streptophyta, Magnoliopsida, Solanales, Solanaceae. The record is from RefSeq and is a predicted model, not a curated record.
AACACAAAUUAACUCAAUUUGCAGAAUAAUUUGACCCUUCAGAAAAAAGAAAGGAAAAAAAAAAUUCUACUCUCCAACUCCCCUGCCUCGUCCCCAGUUCCACGCCGCCACCUCAGCCAGUCCUCCGUCAUCAGCGGCCAGCGCCACCACAUACCUCCGUUCCGACCCUUCUUCAGACUAUAACAGAAGCCAGUUACCUAGCUAUUUUAGCUUCAAAUUCCUUCCUAUGGUUCAAAAAUGAACUUAUCACCUCGUAUCAUUCCCCCUUUAGCUCCCCAUUUACUCUUCAAAACUUUCCCUCUCUUAAUUCAAACUCGCCACCCUACUUUUUCAACCCUAACUCUUCAAGAUUCCUCCAAUAUAAUCACCUCUAUAUGCAAUUCCCUACGCAGAGGUGAAAAUUGGGAAUACUUAACCAAAAAGUUUCAAUCUUUUCACUUCACACCCCCAAUUAUUCAACAAGUGCUUUUAACCCUCAAAGAACCAAAUGAUUCCAAAAAUGCCCUGAGUUUCUUCCAUUGGUCAUCAAGAAAUUGCAAAUUUAAACAUGGGGUUUUCACUUAUUGCAUUACAAUUCAUAUUCUUGCAAAAUCUAAGCUUGUCAAAGAUGCAAAGGCACUGCUUGAAUCUGCUUUGAAAAAUGAAAAUUUAUUUGUUGUUCUUGAUUCUUUAAUUGGAAGUUAUAAGUUAGUUGAUUCGUGCCCGUUCGUGUUUGAUUUGUUUGUUCAGUGUUGUGCUAAGUUGAGAAUGAUAGAUAAGUGUGUAGAUGUUUGUAACUUGUUGGAUGAAAAUGGAUUUAUGCUUAGUGUUAUUAGUUACAAUACUAUGCUUCAUGUUGUGCAGAAAUCGGAAAAGACUAGUAUAGUUUGGGGUAUUUAUGAGUAUAUGAUUGAGAAAAGGAUAUACCCGAAUGAAAUGACUACGAGAAUUAUGAUUAGUGCUUUGUGUAAAGAAGGGAAGUUGCAACGAUUUUUGGAUGUUGUGGAGAGAAGUCAUGGAAAAAGAUGUCAGCAACCCGGGGUUGUUGUGAAUACGUGUUUGAUAUAUGGGAUGAUUGAGGACGGUAGAAUUGAAGGCGGGUUGAGUUUGAUGAAGAGAAUGUUGCAAAAGAAUAUGAUACUUGAUAUGAUUUCGUGUUCUUUAGUUGUUCUUGCAAAGGUGAAGAUGAGAGAUUUGGAGUCCGCUUUGGGUGUUUAUGAUGAAAUGCUUAGGCGGGGUUUUGAAGGGAAUGCACUAGUGUACGAUUCGUUCAUUGGGGCGUAUUGUGAGGAGAAGCGGAUAGAUGAAGCAAUUAAGCUGAUGGAUGAAAUGGAGUGUUUGCAUAUGAAACCAUUUGGCGAAACAUUCAAUCAUCUGAUUAAGGGUUGUUCAGAAGUGGGAAGAUUAGAAGAAAGCAUGAAAUUUUGUGAUAAAAUGAUGGCGAAUGGGUUCGUUCCUAGUUGUUUAGCUUUUAACAAACUUGUCGCUAAGCUUUGUGAAAAUGGAAGUGCAAAGUCUGCUGAUCAGCUAUUGACUUCUCUGAUGGGUAAGGAUUUUGUUCCAGAUCAAAGUAUCUAUACUUACCUCAUUGUUGGUUAUGCCGACGAAGGUGACAUUGAAGGAGCACUUAAGCUUUAUUAUGAAAUGCAGUAUAGGUCGAUCUCUCCUAAUGCUUCUAUUUUUGAUUCAUUGAUUAUUGCUUUGUGUCAAUGUGGGAGAUUGAAAGAAGCCGGCGAGUUUUUCUCUUUAAUGAUUGGUCAAUCAUUGACACCAAGCAUUCAUGUUUAUAAGAAAUUGGUCGCAAGCCACUUGGAGAGGGGCGAUGAAACAGGGGCUCAUCAGCUGUACAGACAAAUACGUAGAGAGAUUGGCGACAUGCAAUAGAGUAGUUUCUGAUCUUUCUACUUUACUUGAAAUGCAAUAGAGCUGUAUCAAUAAGCAGAUUAAAAAUAAAAUGUUUCUCAUAACAUUCUUUGUGAUGGUAUUGGUGAGCUUUGGUUGCCAAGUGGUAACAUGAUCUUCUCCGCUGUAGGUUGGUUGUUGGUAUCAUAUUGUUUAGUGAUGCGAUUCAUUUCUGAGCGUAUAGGAGCCUUUGAUAAAAAAAAAUGCUUUAUCUCA